Molecule: messenger RNA, 3608 nt
Organism: Eufriesea mexicana
Lineage: Eukaryota; Metazoa; Arthropoda; Insecta; Hymenoptera; Apidae
Product: synaptic vesicle glycoprotein 2B
Exons: 12
Coding region: 594-2225 (543 amino acids)
Biological process (GO): transmembrane transport
Cellular component (GO): membrane
Molecular function (GO): transmembrane transporter activity
Source: RefSeq, a predicted model, not a curated record
UAACUGCCUCUGCCGGUUCCUUCAUCGCCAAAGCUGUCGAGGACUGCCAACACCGUCACGGCCGUUGUCGCGGUCGUCGUCGCGGCCGUCGUCGUAUAAUCAUCGUCGGGGAUCGCGUGGACGUCGUUAUAGCCUAUAGGCGAUAUCGGAGGACAGUUUAACGCGACGCUCAACGAGAGCCUGUCGAGCAACAGAGCGCGGGCCAUAACAAUUGAAUCGUUUGACCCGUUUUAAUUGGCAAGUUACACCGCCGCGAAUGAGAUGCUCGCCAGUAAACGAAGCGCUCGCUAGUUUCGCAGUGUCGUUUAUUCUAUCGGAGGAGAGUAAACGGUCGAGUUCGAUUUAAUUGCGCGCAAACUUUCGACACUGCCGAAAAGCUGCGCGCGACCCGAGGAUAAGGUCGUAGACGCGAGUAGACGCGAGCGCAAACGUCAUCGGAUUAGCGUGGCGUUUUCCCAUCGGUGGCCCAUUCGCGAAAACUCACCGUUCGAACGAAUCCUUCGUUAGAGGACGUUCUCGAUACCCGACUCGUCGAGCUUUCGCACGCUUCUUGGGCAAACGAAAAGGAGACACGCGGUGGUACUAACGAUAAAAUGGUGACAAACGGUGGAAACAACGGGAAAAUUUCGACGAUAGACGUGAGAACCGGUGGCACGGAUGAAACGGCGGACAUCGAUAAGGCGAUAUCGGUGGCAGGCUACGGUACGUUCAACGUGUUGCUGUUCCUGGCGGCGUUGCCUGUCGCAUGGACCGGCAUCUUCGACACCACCACGUCCGCUUUCAUCAUAGCGUCUGCCGAAUGCGAUCUCCGGCUCACUUUCUUCCGUAAAGGUGUUCUUUCCGCGUUUCCGUUCCUAGGUAUGGCGAUGACGGGAUUCCUGUGGGACCACCUCACACCGUACGUCGGAGCGAGAAACUUGUUCGUCCUUGGCCUUCUGGCGGACUCUAUUCUAAACGUUCUCUCUACCGCUGUUGACUCUUACUACGCCUUUCUGGCCAUCAAAUUCUUCAGCGGUGUUCUAGCGGGCGGACCGUUCUCGAUGGUGACCACUUAUCUCUCCGAGUUUCACUCGCCGAGCUAUAAGGCGAGUUUCGCUAGAUGGGGAGGCCUCGCUGUAAACGCCGCGAUCAUUGUCCCAGCAAUACGGUUCUUUCCAGUCAUCGCCUUUAUCGUCUCUCCCUUAUCGCUCACCGUCAACAUCUUCAACCGACCUUACACCUCUUGGCGGAUUUACCUGUUGAUCUGUUCGAUGGUGCCGGUCCUCGGUCUCGUCACGGCCAGUACGUUGCCUCAAAGUCCCAAGUACCUGAUGGAGAUUGGUAAACCCGACGAAGCUUUGAAGCUGCUCAGAAGAAUGUACGCGGUGAACAAGAACAAGCCGGCUCACACGUUUCCGAUCAAAGCGCUACUCGUAUGGGAGAACGCGUCGCUCUCGCGACGCGCCCCGUUCAACACGAAUUCCGAAAAAAUACGACUCACCUGUUACAACGCUAAACUCUUAUUCUCGUCUCGGUAUCUGCGUGCCGUUCUCUUUAUCAAUUUUCUUCAAUUCGGUAGCAUGCUGGGGUUCAACACGAUGAGACUCUGGGUGCCGCACCUCUUCAUCAUCCUGAAUAACUUCGAUUACGAGAGGUGGACCAACGACCGACCACCGACCAUGCGCGAAAUGUUGGAUCCUCGGAUGUCUGUGCCGGCCAAACCGUACUUGAGCUGUCCGGAUUUUCAGCGUAUUUGCCUCACGUGGAAGAUCAGCGCGGCAGUAUACGAAAACUCCGCCAUCAUAGCGCUGUCUGCUGUCACGUUCUCGUUCCUCGUCGGAACCAUAUCUACCACGACGUUCAGGAAGAAAGGGCUAAUGCUUGCCGCUUUCCUCGUGUCGGUGAUUAGCAGUUUCGGAAUAAACUGGGCGCAAUCUCCUCCCUACAUGUUGACACUGGCAGCCGCCAUUAUCGUGACGACGAGAAUAGCGGGUAAUAUCGUUACCGCUGUGAACAUCGACGUUAUUCCUAUUCCAUUAAGGUCCACUAGUCUGAACAUGCUCGUCAUUGUGGGUAACGUAGCAGCUGUUCUGGGAAAUUUUGCGUUCUCCGCGUUAUUGGAAGCGGAGUGUCUGGUCGGGUUCAUGGGAAUCGGUUGCCUGUUAUUCGCCUGCUUUUGCUUGUCUUUCUUUCAUCCAAGACCAGUGAAGACGUCGGAGAAAAGCCUCGCCAUGUCUAACGCGUAACGCGUCAACCAUCGGAUGGAUCGAAACGAAACCGCUAAAUGCGAAUAGAAACGAAUAAAAAGCGAAUAAAAACGAACAGAAACGAAUAGAAACGAAUAGAAACGAAUAGAAAGGAAACGGAACGAAACGAAAAGGAAACGAACCAAGUGUGCAUGCGCAACUGUGAUACCUUUGCAAUCCUUUUCAGAGUACCAUUCGGAGCCGAGACAGAUCGAUAUUUUUUUCUCAUCUUUCUCGCAUCCUACGAUUCGAAAGAUCUUUUUCUCUAUCCGUGUAAAUAUCCAACUGCCGUGAGUAUGUUAUAUUUUCCAACUGUUUAAUUAAAAAGAAUCGAGAUCUACCUUUUUUUCUCUUCCACAUUCGAAUUCUUCAACCGUGUUCCAAUCGUUGAUCGACUCGCGGAAAUAGUUCACUUUGAAAUCGAUCCUCGAACGGUCCGCAAAUAAUCUCGACGAUUCUUUUCACCGCGAUUCCACGUGUAAAUCGUAUUGAUAAAUCGUAUAUACGCAACGCGUACCAAAGUAAAAUCUAAUUAACGUUAAGCGCCGAUCGUCGAUAUCGGAAUGUCGAUAAUACGAUUAUGACAGAUGAAGCACAUCAUUGGCGUACACAGCCUUCUUGCGUAAACGGAAUCGUUGUAUCGAGAUCGUUUCGUUUAACGAUAUUCUUAGCUUCGACGAACGAAAAAUGGAGAGAGAAGAUGAUCGUUGCUAACGACAAAUCUACGAAGAAGGAAGGAACCAAAAAUGCGCCAAGAACCUGUUUGCCUUGUCUUUGGUUUUUCUCACUCGUAAAUCUAGUUGAACUAAUCAUUCGAUAUAUUCUUGUACUAUUUAUUCGUUAUAUACAAUAUGCAAAUUAUAAAACAUUUCAUUCGCUUCAAAUCGAGAUUCUGCGCGUCUAGAAUGCACACACCCACAUUACCGAUGCAAGGAUCAAGUUUCCCGUAUUACUUAUGCAAAAUAUCGAACCUGCAUUAUAUACUUUUCGAACGAGAAAUGUUCUUUAAGAAUGUUCAAGAUAACGGCGAUAAUUUGCGCGCAAACAAAACGAUCGUGUCACUAAAAUGCGAAAUUAACGACUUCCUUUGAACGUACUUUAUUGCGUACCGAAAUACUUAAACUUGAGAAAAUACGAUUCCCAUCUUUUCCACGAAUUGCAUUAUUUAAUUCCAAUGCGAACGAUGAUGCAUUGCACUGCGGGGUAAUAUCGUAAAAGACUCCGUAUUAUACGAAUCUGAAUAAACAUCAUAAAAUUUGGAACUUUUGACACUUGUUAUUGAGUUUCGAAACUAUAUUUAAUCUAAUUAUCAAAGGUACAUCUAUAAAUAGAAAUACACUCUUAAAUUGUAUUUUCAUAUUUUUCCAUCCUAAUAAAGAUAAA